Molecule: messenger RNA, 586 nt
Organism: Pieris napi
Lineage: Eukaryota; Metazoa; Arthropoda; Insecta; Lepidoptera; Pieridae
Product: mitochondrial import inner membrane translocase subunit Tim13-like
Exons: 1
Coding region: 168-440 (90 amino acids)
Source: RefSeq, a predicted model, not a curated record
UGGCGAGCACUGAGCAGUAUGCAUAACAAUUUUUCUCGUACAGCGUACUUCAUUUAUGCGAGACUUUAAGGUUAGGCUUCCGAUUUUGUCGUUCUAAAAUAUUAUAUAUUUAAGAAAAUUUUUCAGUAUUUUUUGGGCUUGUAACUGUUACAUCAUAGUCACAAGCAAUGGAUUCUCUAUCCACUGGAUCUCUAAGCGGCGCACAGAAGGAAGAUUUAAUGGACCAAGUCAAACAGCAGAUAGCAAUAGCUAACGCUCAGGAGUUACUGACAAAGAUGUCCGAAAAAUGUUUUAAAAAGUGUAUCAACAAACCUGGCACUUCAUUGGAUAACUCCGAACAGAAGUGCAUAGCAAUGUGCAUGGACAGGUAUAUGGAUGCCUGGAAUCUAGUUUCUAGGACUUACAGCAGUCGCAUUCAACGGGAAAGAAACAACAUGUGAAUAUGUUUACUGGCAAACAAAUCUUUUGAAAGUGAAAUUACAGUGCUGUAUAUAUUGUAGAGAACUUACUAGAACCAGAAAAUGUUACAAAUAUUCUGUGUGUUGCAAUUGUCUGUUAUGUUUAUCAUUAAAAUUAAUUUAGGUUA